Molecule: messenger RNA, 411 nt
Organism: Diospyros lotus (date-plum)
Lineage: Eukaryota; Viridiplantae; Streptophyta; Magnoliopsida; Ericales; Ebenaceae
Exons: 1
Coding region: 1-411 (136 amino acids)
Source: RefSeq, a predicted model, not a curated record
AUGACUAUUGCAAACAACAUUAAGUCAGCGCUUCCCAAAACUGAAAAUGCUAAGGAACUUAUGAAGUUCGUGGAAGGGCGUUCCCAGACUGCUGAUAAGUCUCUGGCCAGUACAUUAAUGAGUUCUUUGACCACCAUGAAAUAUGAUGAUUCUCAUACCAUGCAUGAGCACAUUCUGGAAAUGACCACCUUAGCAGCGCAAUUAAAGACCCUAGGAAUGACCGUGGAUGAGUAUUUCUUGGUACAAUUUAUUCUCAAUUCCUUACCUCUAGAGCAAUAUGGGCCAUUUCAAAUGAACUAUAACACUAUAAAGGAUAAGUGGAACGUCAAUGAAUUAACCAGUAUGCUCAUUCAGGAGGAGACAAGGCUAAAGAACCAAAGAGCUCAUUCCGUUCAUUUUCUGAAGUAUUAA